Molecule: messenger RNA, 4377 nt
Organism: Eremothecium gossypii ATCC 10895
Lineage: Eukaryota; Fungi; Ascomycota; Saccharomycetes; Saccharomycetales; Saccharomycetaceae
Product: AEL023Cp
Exons: 1
Coding region: 1-4377 (1458 amino acids)
Source: RefSeq, marked provisional
AUGCAAUUCAAGAAGGCCAGUACUGUCGCGCUCAGCGGGUGGCUACUGCCAGCGCUGGCAGCAGCACAGGGGCCAGGUACAGCGAACCACGCCAACCUGGUACCAAGGACUGCCAUUGGCGGCGCCGGCGUACAGGUCACUCCUUACGACAACUGCCCACAGUACGAUUUCACCUGGAAGGCCAAGAAUAGCGGCUACGCACCCUACAAGGUCUCAGUCGAGAAGGUCGAGUGGGAAUACGACAAUGUGUAUACGGUGACCAUUCGCGCGAAGGGCACCGACCCCACGCCGCUCAAGUCUCUGUGGUCAUUGAAGAUAAUUGGGGUGGACUCUCCGGACGGGUCUUCGUUCCAGCUGUUCGGCUAUAACGAACACACGUUUUUGAUCGACAACCCCAGCGACUACCAGGCCACGUUCCGCGUGUACGCGCAGGAUGGCGGGGAUGGCAAGGUGUGUAUGCCAGAGUACAAGAUCCAGUACGAAUACUGCCAGGGCCACACCGAUUGUUCGGACUGGAAGUACGGCACGACUGCGAUUGAUCUGGAAAUGGGCUGCUCCAACGUGGACAACAUGAACCACUCACAGAAGGACUCGCCCGCGUACUGCUGGCCGCGCGGCGAGCUGCCCCACACGAAGCCUCCCCACAGCACGGAGCCGGGGACCGAAACCGGGACGACCACGACCGUGCCAGUGACUCCGACUUCUGUUCUGCCCAAGACCAGUGACAGUAUGUCCUCCGAGUCUGUGUCCUCUACCACGUCCUGUUCGAAGACAACCAAAUCCAAGGUUCCUCCAAGCUCUGCACCAGAGACGCCAACUUCAGUUCUACCAAAGACCAGCGAGAGCAUGUCUUCCGAGUCUGUGUCCUCUACCACGUCCUGUUCGAAAACAACCAAAUCCAAGGUUCCUCCAAGCUCGGCACCAGAGACGCCAACCUCGGUUGUGCCGAAGACCAGCGAAUCUAGCGUGCCUCCAAGCUCUGCACCAGAGACGCCAACCUCAGUUGUGCCAAAGACCAGCGAAUCUAGCGUGCCUCCAAGCUCUGCACCAGAGACGCCAACCUCAGUUGUGCCAAAGACCAGCGAAUCCAGCGUGCCUCCAAGCUCUGCACCAGAGACGCCAACCUCAGUUGUGCCAAAGACCAGCGAAUCUAGCGUGCCUCCAAGCUCUGCACCAGAGACGCCAACCUCAGUUGUGCCAAAGACCAGCGAAUCUAGCGUGCCUCCAAGUUCUGCACCAGAGACGCCAACCUCGGUUGUGCCAAAGACAAGCGAAUCUAGCGUGCCUCCAAGCUCUGCACCAGAGACGCCAACCUCAGUUGUGCCAAAGACCAGUGAAUCUAGCGUGCCUCCAAGCUCUGCACCAGAGACGCCAACCUCGGUUGUGCCAAAGACCAGCGAAUCUAGCGUGCCUCCAAGCUCUGCACCAGAGACGCCAACCUCAGUUGUGCCAAAGACCAGUGAAUCUAGCGUGCCUCCAAGCUCUGCACCAGAGACGCCAACCUCGGUUGUGCCAAAGACCAGCGAAUCUAGCGUGCCUCCAAGCUCUGCACCAGAGACGCCAACCUCGGUUGUGCCAAAGACCAGCGAAUCUAGCGUGCCUCCAAGCUCUGCACCAGAGACGCCAACCUCAGUUGUGCCAAAGACCAGCGAAUCUAGCGUGCCUCCAAGCUCUGCACCAGAGACGCCAACCUCAGUUGUGCCAAAGACCAGCGAAUCCAGCGUGCCUCCAAGCUCUGCACCAGAGACGCCAACGUCUGCUGUAUCAAAGACUACAGAAAGUGUUUCAACUCAUAGAUCGUCCUCUCAGAGCUACACUGCCAGCACCGUGACCACCACUGUCAGCGGCAGUGUUGUCACCUUGUCGACCACUGUUCCAUGUGAGCCAACUGGCACCACGUCUGUUCCUCCAAGCUCGGCACCAGAGACGCCAACCUCAGUUGUGCCAAAGACCAGUGAAUCUAGCGUGCCUCCAAGCUCUGCACCAGAGACGCCAACCUCGGUUGUGCCAAAGACCAGCGAAUCUAGCGUGCCUCCAAGCUCUGCACCAGAGACGCCAACCUCAGUUGUGCCAAAGACCAGUGAAUCUAGCGUGCCUCCAAGCUCUGCACCAGAGACGCCAACCUCGGUUGUGCCAAAGACCAGCGAAUCUAGCGUGCCUCCAAGCUCUGCACCAGAGACGCCAACCUCAGUUGUGCCAAAGACCAGCGAAUCCAGCGUGCCUCCAAGCUCUGCACCAGAGACGCCAACCUCUGCUGUAUCAAAGACUACAGAAAGUGUUUCAACUCAUAGAUCGUCCUCUCAGAGCUACACUGCCAGCACCGUGACCACCACGGUCAGCGGCAGUAUCGUCACCUUGAAGACUACCGUCCCAUGUGAGCCAACUGGUACCACGUCUGUUCCUCCAUCUAGCGAACACAAGCCAUCAGGCUCCACUAACAGCUCUAUCCCUGUGACGACCGGGACCUCCGUUCUGCCAAAGACCUCAGAAAACGUUUCCUCGACGACCGGAUCGUCCGCUGAGAGCUACACUACCCAGACUGUUACCACUACUGUCAGCGGCAGUGUCGUCACCUUGAAGACCACUGUCCCAUGUACACCAACCGGCAACACGUCCGUGCCAGUCUCUAGCGCCGCGAAGCCAUCUGCUAGCACAUCGGUUCCUUCCUCUAGCGGAAAGGUGCCAUCAGGAUCUGCAGGCAGCUCUAUUCCGGCAACUGGUACCUCUGUUCUGCCAAAGACCUCAGAAAACGUUUCCUCGACGACCGGAUCGUCCGCUGAGAGCUACACUACCCAGACUGUUACCACUACUGUCAGCGGCAGUGUCGUCACCUUGAAGACCACUGUCCCAUGUACACCAACCGGCACCACGUCUGUUCCUCCAUCUAGCGAACACAAGCCAUCAGGCUCCACUAACAGCUCUAUCCCUGUGACGACCGGCACCUCUGUUGUACCAAAGACCACAGAGAACGUUUCUUCGACGACCGGAUCGUCCGCUGAGAGCUACACUACCCAGACUGUUACCACUACUGUCAGCGGCAGUGUCGUCACCUUGAAGACCACUGUCCCAUGUACACCAACCGGCAACACGUCCGUGCCAGUCUCUAGCGCCGCGAAGCCAUCUGCUAGCACAUCGGUUCCUUCCUCUAGCGGAAAGGUGCCAUCAGGAUCUGCAGGCAGCUCUAUUCCGGCAACUGGUACCUCUGUUCUGCCAAAGACCUCAGAAAACGUUUCCUCGACGACCGGAUCGUCCGCUGAGAGCUACACUACCCAGACUGUUACCACUACUGUCAGCGGCAGUGUCGUCACCUUGAAGACCACUGUUCCAUGUGCGCCAACCGGCACCACGUCUGUUCCUCCAUCUAGCGAACACAAGCCAACCGGCACCACGUCCGUCCCAGUCUCUAGCGGCCAGAAGCCAUCCGGCACCACGUCCGUCCCAGUCUCUAGCGGCCAGAAGCCAUCCGGCUCCGCUGUAUCUUCUACUCCUGUUGGUAGUGCCCCACCUAAACCUAGUGGGGCUUCGGAAUCUAUCAUCGUGAUAACUUCCGAUGAUAUCACCACCACGUACACCUCGGUUAUUGAACAGGUGGUUACCAUCACCAACUGCGAUAACGGAGAGUGCGAAACAGUGACAACCUUUGCUCCAGCUACAGAACCUACUCCUGUGUCUGCGUCUGCGUCUGCGUCUGCUUCUACAGCCCCAGUUACCACAAGCCCUGUACAUGAAACCGGCUCUUCUGUUCCGGCUUCCAAGGCGGUGCCAUCUGUUCCAGUUACUCACGCUUUUGUGCACAACACUGGCUCUUCCGUUUCGGCUCCACCUAAUGCCACUCCUACACCCGUUCCCGCAGCGGAGGACGACACCACGACCAUCAUCGUUCAAGAUAUUGUGGUGACUGUUACAUACAACGAGGCGUACGCUGAAAGCACAACCACCCACAUGGUUAAUGGUACUACCAGCGUGGCCACCCAUACCACGAAGGUGAAAGAGCUACCUCCUGUUGUGACAGGUACUGGUACCAACUCUAACGGUUUAACGACUGUCACUGCAACCUUAGGGAACAAGACCACUAAGACCGUCUGCCCAGAAGGCGGCUGUCAGUUGUCCACACCAACCACUGUCCCGCCUGCUACUGAGACUCCAGUCGGUGGGCAACCAACAGGUAACAAGCCAGGUGCUCAAUGUCCAGAGGGCAACUGCCACACUUCCGCUCCACCACACCCAUCCGUCACUUCUUCAUCCGGUUAUCCAUCGCGGGUCUCUUCCUCAGCGACUGCUCCUUCGUCUUCCAUCUCGGUCUUUGAUGGCGCCGGUGUCAAGAAGCAUCCUUCAUUGUUGGCUUUGGCCAUUCCAUUUUUCUACCUAUUGGGUUAA